AUGACGACCGAUAUACAAACAAGCCUACAGGCGAAAAAUGCGGCCUACGCGGCAGCAUUUACCAAAGGAGACUUGCCGCUUCCGCCGGGGAAGAAGUACUUAGUUGUUACCUGUAUGGAUGCACGCAUUGAUCCCGCAGCUGCGUUUGGAAUUGGCUUGGGCGAUGCCCAUGUGAUCCGCAACGCCGGGGGCAGUGGUCGCGACGCCCUGCGGUCCAUUCUGAUCUCAGAGCAGCUGCUUGGGACCCAGGAGAUUGUUCUCAUCAAGCACACCGGCUGUGGAAUGCUAACUUUCACCAAUGAGGAUGCCCAUGUGCUCGUGCAAAAGAAUUUGGGGCCGGAAGCCGCUACAGAGAUUGCCACUCUCGAUUUUCUGGCGUUUCCGGAUCUGGACCAAGCCGUGCGCGACGAUGUCCUUUUCUUGAAAAAACAUAGUGCCAUCCCGGAUGAUGUCACUGUGAGUGGUUGGGUUUAUAGCGUCGAGACUGGCCGCGUACGCCGUGUUGAUUAA
Molecule: messenger RNA, 510 nt
Organism: Sporothrix schenckii 1099-18
Lineage: Eukaryota; Fungi; Ascomycota; Sordariomycetes; Ophiostomatales; Ophiostomataceae
Product: carbonic anhydrase
Exons: 2
Coding region: 1-510 (169 amino acids)
Molecular function (GO): zinc ion binding; carbonate dehydratase activity
Source: RefSeq, a predicted model, not a curated record